AUGUUAGCCAGAGGGAUGAGAAGCGCCGUGUGGGGCUUCCGGGUGUGUCGGACGCUUCCGACCCCGAUGGUAGCUUCACCACGAUUGCUAGCGCUGCAUUACCAACCCCUCAGACUUCUCCACGCCACCCAGUGGGCGCGCCAACGUCGCGACGACAAUGAACCCAAACGUCAGAAGCGUCAACAGCUGCCAGAAGAAAAGCAGAUACGGGACGAGCUCCGCAAUCAAAAGGAGAAGAAGAAGAAGCCUAUUGACUUCACCCCAAAUAACUUGAACGACUUUUCGCGUGGUCCUUACGCUCAGUUCGUUAUCGGUUUCGGGGUCAUGCUCUUGAUCUUCUACUACCUUUCUCGCAAGCAGGAGAUCCCUGACCAGUUGCUGUUCCAAGAGUUUUGCACCAACUAUCUCGAACGCGGUCUCGUCACGCGUCUCGUCGUUAUCAACAAGCACAUUGUUCAAGCUGAGUUGGUUCAGGGGGCCACCGCUGCGACCACUAACGACAACAAUGUGCACCAACUGGCUAAAGGUCCCGUGGUGAUGUUCACCAUUGGUAGUGUCGAGUUCUUUGAGGACGAAAUGAAGGAAAUCCAAGACAAGUUGGGCAUCCCCGUUGAACAGCGGUUGCCGAUCGCCUACGAAGAACGUGGGAACUGGUUGAACUACAUCUUACCGAUUUUGCCUACUGUAUUGCUCAUUGGUGGUCUCUGGUGGAUGACGCUGAGGCGCAUGGGCCAAGCUGGUGGCAGCGGCGGGCCUGGCGGUAUCUUCCAAAUCGGUAAGUCCAAGGCGAAGUUGUUUAACCAAGAGACUGAAGUCAAGGUCAAGUUCAAGGAUGUCGCCGGGUGUGACGAAAGUAAAGAAGAAAUUAUGGAAUUUGUCAAGUUCUUACAAGACCCUGAAAAGUACGAGAAGUUGGGGGCCAAAAUCCCCCGUGGUGCCAUUCUUUCUGGUCCCCCAGGUACGGGUAAGACCUUGCUUGCUAAGGCCACUGCAGGUGAAGCCGGAGUACCAUUUUUGUCUGUGUCUGGUUCCGAAUUCGUGGAAAUGUUUGUCGGUGUUGGUGCUCUGAGAGUGCGUGACUUAUUCAAGACUGCUCGCGAGAUGGCACCUUCGAUUGUGUUUGUCGACGAAAUUGAUGCCAUCGGUAAGGAACGUGGUAACGGUAAGGUUGGCUCCAACGACGAACGGGAAAACACUUUGAAUCAGUUGUUGGUGGAAAUGGAUGGGUUCAGUACCAGCGACCACGUCGUGGUUCUUGCGGGUACUAACCGGCCCGAUAUUUUGGAUAAAGCGCUUUUGCGUCCCGGUAGAUUUGACCGUCACAUUAGCAUUGACGUUCCUGACGUUGAAGGUCGGAAAGACAUUUUCAAGGUUCACUUGAACAAACUCACGCUCAAAUGCGUUGAGGACAUCAAGCAAGACGACUUUGCCGAGUACAAGAAGCAGCUGACCGAAGCUAUCGACCAGCUUGCCGGCCGGUUGGCGGCGUUGACUCCUGGCUUUGCUGGUGCUGACAUUGCCAACUGUGUCAAUGAGGGGGCGCUUAUUGCUGCUCGUGAAGACGCUCCGGCGGUGGAAACUCACCACUUCGAACAAGCAAUUGAACGGGUUAUUGCUGGUUUGGAAAAGAAGUCGCGAAUCUUGUCGCCGGCGGAAAAGAAGACCGUCGCCUACCACGAAGCUGGGCACGCGAUUUGUGGGUGGUUCUUGCAAUUUGCUGACCCUUUGGUCAAAGUGCUGAUUAUCCCUCGAGGACAAGGGGCCCUUGGUUACGCGCAAUACUUGCCUAAGGACCAAUACUUGUCGCUGACGGAGCAGUACAAGCACCGGAUGAUCAUGACCUUAGGUGGCAGAGUUCUGGAAGAGAUCCAUUUCCCCACUGUUACCCUGGGUGCGUCUGACGAUUUCAAGAAGAUCACACAGAUGGCGCAACAAAUGAUUCUUCAAUUGGGAAUGUCGCCCAAGUUGGGGCAAAUCUGUUACGAGACUGGUGACUCUGGGCUGGGGUUCAAGGUGCACAACAGCUACUCCCAAGCUACUGCGCGGGUGAUUGACGAAGAGGUGAAGCGGUUGAUCGAUGAGGCGCACGAAGCGUGCAAGAAGUUGUUGACGGAAAAGUUGGAGUUGGUGGACCGGGUGGCGGAAGAAUUAUUCGCCAAGGAAGUGUUGACCCGAGAGGACAUGAUCCGGAUCUGUGGACCGCGUCCCUUCCCCGAAAUGAACGAUGCCUUUGACAAGUACAUCAAGGGCACCGAUGCGUUCAAGCCGAGAGAAACUUAA
Molecule: messenger RNA, 2280 nt
Organism: Diutina rugosa
Lineage: Eukaryota; Fungi; Ascomycota; Pichiomycetes; Serinales; Debaryomycetaceae
Gene: AFG3
Product: AAA family ATPase
Exons: 1
Coding region: 1-2280 (759 amino acids)
Biological process (GO): protein-containing complex assembly; mitochondrial protein processing
Cellular component (GO): m-AAA complex; membrane
Molecular function (GO): ATP-dependent peptidase activity; zinc ion binding; ATP binding
Source: RefSeq, a predicted model, not a curated record